This is a messenger RNA of Momordica charantia (bitter melon), 1084 nucleotides long. RefSeq names its product defensin-like protein. The record is from RefSeq and is a predicted model, not a curated record. NCBI's taxonomy places the organism in Eukaryota, Viridiplantae, Streptophyta, Magnoliopsida, Cucurbitales, Cucurbitaceae.
CAACCAUUAACGCGCGAUCAAAAGGUGUGGUCUACCCUUUCACAAUGCUCCUCCGUGCGUUCGCAUUUUCAUCCCUUCUCGUCUCCUCGUUAACAUUACACGCAGAGAGGAACAAAACAAUCGCUACAGAGACACAAGGAUUUGAAGGAAGCUUCGUAUUAUAUGAUGAUACCGCAGCAAUGGGCGUCUCCUUGUGGAAACCAAUGCACGCACAAAUACGCAGCACUCACCCAGAUUCCUUGGCGGGUAUUUUGCAAAAAGGGGUGUGAUGCCGAUGGGGAGGACUGGGAGGAAUGCUUGGAAGAAUGCACUGAGAUAUGCUACAAGGAUCCUGUACUUAAGGAUCACCAGUGGAGUGCUUACAUUGACCGAUCUCCUGGAGCUGCCAGUUACUCAGAGGAAUGUUUUCACGCCUGUGUAUCUGGUUGUGGCUUUAAGUUUGAAGUCGAUUCGGAGAAAGCUGACAAAAUCCAACCAAACAGGCCUGUGAAACCAGCGCCUGUGGUUCCAACGCCAUCCCCUCGACCUCCAAUCACUGAAUCUAAUACCAAAAAUGAAGAUUUACCAAGCACUUCUGCAUAGCAGUGGAACAAGAAAACCCACCGCAUCAAAAUUAUAGUUAGUCAGUUAGGUUCUAGUUUUCCUUUAACCUCUUACAUUCCUCUGGGGAAUCCUUAUAACCAGCAACCUCAAUUGCAAUGCAGGCUUACGUCUCCCGUUGCAUGAUAUCUUUUCCCACGAGUGAGCUUCCAAAUUCUGUUGGAUGAUGUAUUAUGACACUCACUUGUAAGUUCAGUCCUUCCUUGCCUGUGAAAGGACAUAGGUUUCUGACAUAGAUGUUUGUCCCGUAUGCUGAGAGUUGCUAAUUGCUAUGUUGUAGUUUUCACUUUGGCUUUACUAGUCAACGAUUUUUGUGAAACGAUGAUGCGUAUGGUGAAACAGGUUGCUGUUGUUUCGGAGAAGAACUUUUGGAGAACUUGUGUUUCUUUGGACUGAGCUCGUAGAAGUAUAUUAGCAGGAUUCAACUCAUUAGGAAUUUGAGAAAUGCAGGGCCUAUUGAUAUGCCAUCUGGAUUUCGUGAAUA